Molecule: messenger RNA, 2045 nt
Organism: Pseudoliparis swirei
Lineage: Eukaryota; Metazoa; Chordata; Actinopteri; Perciformes; Liparidae
Product: SLAM family member 7-like
Exons: 6
Coding region: 46-1035 (329 amino acids)
Source: RefSeq, a predicted model, not a curated record
CCCCAAAAAGUGCCUCUGACUUCCUCAUGCAGCACAUUCUGCAGAAUGAGGUCGUGGGUCACGCUUCUCUUUGCCGUUUCUCUGCUGCAAUCAUGUGAAGCACGAGAGAGCAGAGUGACUGAUGUGGUGAUGCAGGAGGGAAAAGAUCUGAUCCUGGAGGUUCAUGAUGAAGUUCCUGAGGAUUUCGACUCUCUUUACUGGAGAUUGAACAACACGGUCAGUCUAGUAGGAUUUUUACCUGGUAAAAAAACAAAAACAUCUUCUAACUUUACUGGAAGGAUUGAGUUUCCUGGGAACAGAUUCUCUGUGAAACUGAAGAAUCUCCAGCUGGCAGACAGCGGAGUUUAUACUGCAAGAGUGUUCACGUUUGAUGGAGACCAACGUCUAGAUGAAUACGAGGUCACAGUUCAAGCUCCAGUGUCUCCAGUUAAGCUCUCCGUGGUCUCCAGAAGCUCCGCCUCCUGUAACCUCACCGUGAGCUGCAGCACAACACGUGACUCUCACAUCAUCAGCAGCACUUUCACAUGCGCCGACGGGGCCUGCGGUCAGGAGGGAGGAGGCCGGUCGGAGGUCACGACCCCCGGCGCUUCUCUCCGGCUCUACCUGUUGAACGGCUCCAUCGUCUGUCACCAUAGCAACCAGGUUCACUGGACCCAGGCCUCUGAAGGGAUCCGACACGUCUGCUCCCAAUACGCCGCCGGUAGCCGGGUCCAUGGGACUGCGGCUGGCAUCUCGGUCCUCCUCCUCCUCCUCCUCUUCCUCCUGCUCGGCCUGUUUCUUUAUUGUCGAAAGAGAAAGAACUAUAAAAGACAAAGCGUCGUCGGUACUGUUUACGACAUUCCUCUGGCGCCAACCAGACCCCGACUUCAGGACCCGAGUCCAACAGACGAGGCUUCAGGUCUUUCUCCCACCUCCACCUACAGCUUGGUGGGAGCUCACACUGGACCCCUGGACCCCCGCGAGGCCCGAGGCCCGGCUCGGGUGGAGAGCCCGUACGCUCGGGUGGAGAAGACCCCCCGCUCCGUCAACAAUUAACCAGCAAUUUGUAUUCCACACGCUGCAAAUCCUAAAUUGUACGGUUAUAAUUAAGUGUCCUGUUUGGAUGGAAGGAAACAGGAAAACAAGUGUGAAGGCUUGAAAAAGUUGUAUUUUUCUAUUUGUAUAAUAUUAGGGCUGUCAAUCGAUUAAAUUAGUUUUACUAAUUAAUCGCACAUUUUGAAAUUAAUUAAUCGCGAUUAAAAGUUUGUUUUCCUUCUUUUUAAAGACCAAACUUCACACAGAGCUGUGUUUUCAAAGAGGCUCCUACCUAUAAAGUGCCAGCGAGGUAUUUAAUAUUGUGGAUGAUAAAUUGUUUCUUCAGUGAAACAUCAGAUUAGUAAAAAAAAAGAAGUAUAUUGAGACCCCAUUGGUCCUGUCAUCUUUACCACUGAACAGCAGAACCAGUGGCCUUGGUGACUGACUGACAUUCACAUAUGUCACGUUAACCCUCUGGAGGCUGGGGGCAUUUUAUACAUUUUAUAAAAAAUGUAAAUUCACCUUUUAAAGGCGUUUGCAUGUGACACACCCCCACGUGUUCUACAUCAAACAUUCCAGAACAAUCUCAUCUCUAUUCAAUGAGGCUCAGUUGUCCUGGUGCCGUGUCCUCUGGUUCUCUGACUGACAGGCUGCUCAAGAGCCUCACAUGUGUGGUGGGAGGUCCUUUGUGAUUUACUGAGUGUUCAUUGGUUGUAUUUUUCCCAAAAUGUUGACAGACAAACGGAUUGACCAAUCACGGUGAAGGUUUCGUGUGACGAGUUCUUUCCGCGCCGCGUCCCCCGACACGUCGCCCCUCCGUUCCUCUGUGUAUCAGAGGGGGAGACGGAGGAAGGAGGAGCAGGAGGAAACCCGACUGAUUCAUUCAAGAUUUCAAGAUUCAAGAUUCAAGAUGUUUUAUUUGUCACAUACACACACAGGGUGUGCAGUGAAAUGAAGGUGGCAAUGCUCAGCAGGAAUGUGCAAGGGCAACAAGUACACACUAUUUACAAAUAAAAAACACAAUAUUUACA